This is a messenger RNA of Amblyraja radiata (thorny skate), 7016 nucleotides long. RefSeq names its product 3-ketodihydrosphingosine reductase (gene kdsr). The record is from RefSeq and is a predicted model, not a curated record. Gene Ontology annotation, biological process: sphingolipid biosynthetic process. Gene Ontology annotation, cellular component: endoplasmic reticulum membrane. Gene Ontology annotation, molecular function: 3-dehydrosphinganine reductase activity. The transcript is spliced from 10 exons. The coding region runs from base 130 to 1197 and encodes 355 amino acids. Lineage: Eukaryota; Metazoa; Chordata; Chondrichthyes; Rajiformes; Rajidae.
GCCUCUAUUUGCAGCCACUUGGAGCUGGGGCUGCGACCUCGGUUUAUGUUAUUCUUCGGGUCGCGGUGGCUUAUUCUUCCAUUAACUCCAGCUCCUCUCGUCACUGAGAAGGUUUGCAGUGUGUUAUAAAUGUUCUUCCUGGAGGAGGGGUAUACCCUGUGGAGUGAGUUAUCGGGCUGGAGGCCGCUGCUGCUCGUCAUGUUGCUGGUGGUCGGGGCCUUUAUCGUUGCCUUCAUCCUGCUGCUGUACAUGGUGUCGCCGCUGAUCAGCCCCAAGCCGCUGAAACUCAGCGGCUCGCACGUUGUGGUGACUGGAGGGUCAAGUGGCAUUGGCAAAUGCAUUGCCAUUGAAUGCUUCAAGCAAGGUGCUUUUAUAACCUUGGUGGCUCGGGAUGAGACUAAACUUCUGCGGGCAAAAAAGGAAAUUGAGAAGCAUUCAAUUAAUGAUAAACAGGUGGUAUUGUGCAUAUCGGUUGAUGUCUCAAAAGACUAUGGACAAGUGCAGAGUGUGAUAAAGCAAGCACAUGAAAAGCUAGGACCAGUGGACAUGCUGAUAAACUGUGCUGGAACAUCAGUUGCAGCAAAGUUUGAAGAUGUUGAUGUAGGCUUUUUCAGAAGGUUAAUGGAGAUCAAUUAUCUGGGGAGUGUUUAUCCAACACGGGCUGUCAUUCACACUAUGAAAGAAAGAAGGAUGGGAAGGAUAGUGUUUGUAUCAUCUCAAGCAGGUCAAGUGGGGUUAUUUGGAUACACAGCUUAUUCUCCAUCCAAAUUUGCUCUUCGUGGAUUAGCUGAAUCAUUGCAAAUGGAGGUGAAGCCAUAUAAUAUCUACAUUACUGUUGCUUACCCUCCUGACACAGACACACCUGGAUUUCAGGAAGAGAAUAAAGGCAAGCCUUUAGAGACCCAGAUGAUUUCUGAAACUUCAGGGUUAUGUCAGCCAGACCAAGUGGCAAAAAGCAUUGUAAAAGAUGCUGUGCAAGGGAACUUUAACAGCUCAUUUGGUUCUGAUGGAUACAUGUUAUCUUCUCUCACCUGUGGUAUGUCUCCUGUCACCACUAUUACAGAAGGUCUUCAGCAGAUUUUUACAAUGGGCCUAUUCCGUACAAUUGCUCUAUUUUAUUUGGGAAGUUUUGACAGUAUUGUACGCCGCUGUAUGAUGCAAAAAGGAAAGUCUGAAGAUUUGGAAAAGAAGGAUUGACCUCCAUUUGAUUUGGAGCACAGGGAUCAGCCCAGGGAAGUUGAACGACUGAAGAUGUUUCGGUGAACAAUAAUUUUGGUUUUGUCUCAAUGGCACCGGGCAUUGGUUGUGGAUGAUGGAAGAAUAAUCCCACAAAAUAAAGUUAAUAUAAUAGUUGUAUGAGGCUGAUGCUUAAAGUGGAAAUUUCCAUAUAAUUUAUAACCCCUUUAUGGACUGGCAGGAGUGCAUGUGAUUAAAAUCAUUAAGUGUCUAUUUUUUAAUGUGUUGUCAUGACACGUGCUAUUUUUGUAAGUGAUCAAAUUCUCCCUGAAUUAAAGUUAGUCUGCUUCAUUUCAUUCCUGCACCCUUUGCAUUCCAUGUCAAGGGAAUCAGCAAAUGAACGUUUUAGUCUCGGCUUGUUCACCUGGCUUUAAUCGUCACAAUUAAAAGUAAAUCCCUUUUUAUUUUGAAAUUGCAUGGUUGCAGUUUAGGAAUUUGAGUUUCUUCAGGUAUCUCGUGGGAGGUAUUCACUAAUCAUACAAUUACAUUCCCCUAUAAUGUAUUUGUUCAAAUGCCUGAUUUGAAAAAAAGCAAAGUGGAUUUUGGCCUUGUGACUGUGGCACCAAUAACAACAUGAUUUGAAAUUGAGAUUCAUUAAGCAGUACUUGGUAACAUAAACAAUUGAACUUUGUAUUACCAUUACUGAUUUCCUAUCAGGUGGUAAUUUGAUGCAUUACCUCAAAUUUCAGUUUAAGUAAUAUUCUCCUUUCAAUGUUGUUUUCAGACUUAAGUUAUCUGGUUAUUUAGGAUAAGAGAAUGCUUGGGUCUGAGGGAGGAAAAUGCUGAUAUUUAAAUAAUGCUGUCAGAUCUUUGGCAUUUGUUUGAAAGUAUUUACAAAUCUUCUGUUGAAACUCAACUGUAAAAUGGCUCCUCUAAUAAAGAAGUGCUGCUGCAGUAAUGAACUGGCAUCUCUGGACUGGGAUUAGAACCCACAAUCCUCCUAGAUUAGAGGUUGCUGCUGAAUCAAGGAUGAUACCAUAAGGAAGCUUGAAAUGGUGUUCAAAGAAAAAUCUUAUUUAACAUUUUUAACAAAUUGUGCAGCAUGUGGACACAGAGACUGUAGAUGCUGGAUUAUUGAGCGAAAAACAAACUGCUAGAGAAACUUUGUGGAUCAAGUGACAUAUGUGGAGGGAAAUGGACGGACGAAGUUUUGGGUUGGAACCCUUCUUCAAAGUCUGAAAAAGGAUCCCGACCAGAAACCGUCUCUAUUUUCUUCUUUAGCAUGUACGAUUUAAAAAUUUAGUCAGUCUGUUCUAAAAGAUCAUCUGUCUAAUCAGUCAUGCAAUUUAAUUGGAUAUCUUUGUAAUUUAGUCAGCAUAGCCAUAGGUCCGUAGUGAAUUCACAGGCGAGAUCUAACUUUUCUAAGACCCUAAUAUUAAACAUAAAACUAGGAACUUCAAUUAUGUACAGUAUAGUUUUAAACUGGGUUUGAAAUGACAGUGGCCCUAAAAUUAUACAAAUGCUGUAAAAUCUGCAUUAGUUCACAGACAUUUAUUGUUACAUUUUUUUUAAUGAAUUUUUCAGUAUCUUUCUUUGAACACAGGUCUUCUGGAACAUCUGUCUGCAGGGGUGUCCCCAAACAAGUUUCAAGGCACUUGGGCGUCAUUUCCGCGACAUCAUUUACGUGUCAGGACGCAAUGCGCGCAUGGCGCGUGGUGAGACGUGGUGGCGUAGGCAGUGACGCGCGGUAGCGCCCCAUGAUUUUGGGAUUCUCUAAACCCUCGCACGCCACCUGCGUUACGCGCAAAUGACGCCAAAGUGGGACAGGCUCUUAAUUCUUCAAAACAGGCGUAAUAGAAUCCUGUUUGUUUUUGGAUUAACCUGGCAAUCCACUUUUUUUAUUAUCUAAAAUAGAUUGGUAUUUGUUCAACCUAAUUACAAUACUCUGUGUAAAUGGAUUCUGUCCUUUACUAUUAUUAGACCUUUUAGUGUUUCUUCAGUGCUGGGUCACUUCGGUAUUCAGCAGCUUGUGCAAUUCCUUAAUUACCUGCUGAGUUACUCCAGCACUGUCCCUUUGAAUAAGUUUAUUAGUUACUGUAAUAUAAUAGUUUUUUAUUCAUCCCAUUUCUCUUUUACUGCGAAUAGGAUGAUUGUGGGAUAGGAGGUUGAAAUCUGUAAAUCGUGUGGCUGCUUAAAUGAAAUAUGGGUGUAGAUGGCAAGACCAGCGUUUAUUAUCCAUGAGUAAUUAAUCUUGAGGACAAUGGAGACUCGCCAUUGUGAAGGUCACGGAUGCAACUUAAGAUGGUUGCGUCGAGGAUUCUGCUGGGGAAUUUGUGCAGUUGCGAACUAGGAUUGAGAUGAUUGGCCUCUCACUGCAUCCACCUUUAAUUGUUUAAGGCAUGCCUCAAUUCAGUGGCAUUUCCCCAAUUACAUUAGUUGGUAAAGGUACGCCGCAGUGCUUCCAGGUAGGAUGUUUCAGGAAUGUGACCAAGAGGUGUUGUACAAAGAGCUAUACUUCCAUAUCAAAAUAGAGUAUUAUUUCUAUGUGCCUGCUACUUAUCCUUCCAAAUAAGAGCUUGUGGAUUUGCAAGAUGCUGUCAAAGGAACCGAGGCAAGAUCCAACAUUGUCUUGUGGAUGAUUUCGCUGUAACCCACAUAUGCGGUUGCAAUCAAGUGGGUUACUUUAUUCCUCAUAAUCUGAAGCUGCUUGAUUACUGUACUUGUGCUUUGUGGAUAGUGAAAAGACCGUUAGGGGAAUCGAGUUGAAUCACUCUCCUCAGAAUGCCCAGUCUCCAACCUAGAGACCUUCAGGAUACUCGUAUAGGAUUUAACACUGAUUAAGUCGUCAACUGCACGGGAGUUGUUUCGGACUGCCUUGUUCGAGAUGGUCAGUAGCACAAAUGUUACUUUAAAAUCUUUUAUGACUAUUUUUGUCUGUCUUGUGGAAUGUAGUCUUGGAAUGAUUAAUUUUCUGAGGAGCUCCAGAUGGAAAUGAACACUGUAAUCAUGCACAACCAUCCCUUGUUCUUAUAAAUUGAAAAAGGUCAUGGAUGUAACUUUAGAUGAUUGCGUUGAGGAUUCUCCUGAGGAACUUGUGUAUUUAUAAACUAGGAAUGAGAUAAUUCUCUAACUACAACCACUUAUCAUUAUUUAAGGUAUGACUCCAUUUCGUGGCAUUUUCCCCAGUCAUUAACAUUAGCUUUAUUAGGACGCCAUGGUGCCAUAUCUGGUCAUGCCUCAUCUGGAAUUUGGCUCUUUAGUCUAUAUUUAGUUUGAAGUUGGGUAUACCAGAUAUGUGGGUGACUUGGUUAUAAUUUAGAUGUUGCAUCAUUUAGUGUUGUUUUUCUGCAGUUAAUAAUCCCACAACUCCCCUUUUCACAUACUUUGAAAGAAAAGAAAAAAAACACUAGUUUAGAUAAUAACUAUAAUAUACCUGAUUCGUUGAACUAAAAAUUAGCAUAAUUGAUGUUGCACUAUUUGUCUCAUUGCAUCUCUUCAAAACAAUUAGACUUGUUCGAAGUAGAAUAUAUAAUUAGUUCCUGACGGACAGAUUAAUAUAUUUGUACUGUUAUGACCAGCAAGUUUUUAUUUGUGGGAUUCAUUUUCUGCCAAUUGUUUCUAAUAGUCUUAAUAUUUCUGCUUAACAAACAAAAUUUCCAAAGUGAGAGCUUCCUUCAAACUGGAGAAUCUAAUGAAGAAGCAAAAAGAUGAUCAAUUAGGUGUUGUUCAGUUAAUCUUGCAAAUUUUGUUUUUGAUUAACCAAGGAGCCUGAAGUCAUUGGCUUUGUAAUUUCCUCAAAUACAUGCUUUUUACUUUAAUUGUCUUUGCCUUUAUAUUAAAUUGAUAUUUUGAUCACCCUCAACUCCUGAAUUGUCUAGUUAAACCACUCAAGCAGAUAGAUGUUUUGACAUAUUGCCAGGACUUAAAGCAAGUUUCUGCAUGAAUUUAAGACAAAUUAUAGUUUCAGUUAAAAGAUUAUCGGAGGUGUUCUACUUUGCACGCACUUGAUAUUCAUUAAGGCAAGAAUUUUAACACUCAAACUUAUUUUUGUUAAUCAUUGUGUACUAAAAUAUUAAAUGGACAUGGGAUUUUAUCCCGAUACACAUUUGAAGUACAGCUAAUGCCAAUAUUUGCACUUGUGUUGGGAAAUGCCACUCCAGAUAAGUUUUUAGAUUUUCAUCCAUACUAUAUUGUAAGAGUGAAAAUUGCCAUGGCAAAGCAUACCUUGGCAGUUCCUCAUUGCAACCAUUCCCAUAUGGUAUCUAAAUAUCUAUAUUUACGAAAGCCAUUUGAUAAUUACAGUUAUUUUCUUAAACCUCCUUUCCCAUACUGUGACUUCUUUAGCUGAAUAAAACAUCAAGUUCAAUUUAAUUUGUAGAUAUUGCAAUAUUUUUGAAAAGGUAUUUUACACUUGGUAAAUUCCCAGAUACAAAUGCUUUCUAAUUCACUCCUUAACUUUUUUUUUAAUGGGACAUUAACAUUGCUUGUCAUGGAGGCAAAAUGUGUAAGCUAGUGCAUGUAAUUUUUGAAUUGGUGUUAAUUUUUGCCUUGUAGAAUAUAUAUCAAGCCAUGUGUUUUGUAUGGAAACUUAGUGAUUAACCUGUACAGAUGUUCUAUUGAUGCUACAUUUUAAAUUAUAACCCUUCUCUCUUUGAUUCACUGGAUAGUUUAUUUGAACCUUGGGUUUUCACAGAACUGUAUUUGGAUUUAGUUGCAGACUUUUAUCUGCAGUGUUAAAGAAGGAUAUUUAAAAAAGUUUUAAAAUGUGCAGCAAUAUAACAGAAUAUUUGAUUAUAUCGUUCUGCUGAAAAAUGGAAAGUGGGAAUUGUUCUAUUUUUAAAAUUGUGAUGUAAGCCCAGUACUGCAGAUUUCCCAUUGACAUUACAAUUAUUACAUCCAGUGGGGGGAAGAGAACCUGGUUUGUCACAACCUGAAGUUAUUUCCUCCUUCCUCUUUGGGUACUGUGUCAUGACAUGUGAUUGGUUCCAAUGGCUCCUUCUAUGCAGCCUAUUACCGGCUGUGAUAGUGCACCACACUGAUCUUUUCCUUCCUCAGAGGCUCCGGCAAUGAACCUCCAAAGAUGACCUAACUGUGAUUUGGGAUCUUGCCAGGGGAGAAAUGAAGAGGGAGGAAUUUGAUCUAAACCCCUUUGCUCCACUAUAUUCAUGUACCAAAGUAUGCUUUAAACCCAUUUGACGCUCCAUUUAAUUGUUUAUUUAUAAAAUAUGUGCAGUGGUGUAAAAUAACAGUCCGUUCUGAUGGUUAGUGUUCCCAAAGAAACCCAAUCAACAACCUUUGCUUCCUGACCCCUCAAUAACAACUGACGUUGCCCUGAAUAUUUUUGUAUUGUUCAAAAAUAGACUGAAUUCCUGCUAUUGUUGGUAACCAUUUCAGAUAUUUACUGCCAAUUGUGUUCUUAGCUGUUCAAUUUAAAUGUUCACUAUAUCUUGUGCUGAUUUAAUUAUUUAAUCUUCCAUCGAUUCAGUUUUUUUUUAAAUCUAGUUUUUACUGUUCCCGAAUAAAGCUGACUAUUGUUAAACACAAGGGUCUUUAAUCCAUACUAAUAAUGAAUGAUGUUUGUGAUCACUAAAUGUGGAGGCACUCGUGACUGUUAGAUUGUUAAUGUUUGUAUGAGACUACAACAUGAUAGGAAUGUUGAAUUGGCAUUCUAUGCUUGGAUUAAAUUUGCCUCAAAAACCUGCCCUUUAAUUUUGUAAUUGCCGUUUAUACUAGGUACUGCCCUGGUCUUUUAAUGUUUUCUUCUGUUUAUUUCAACCAGUCUCGCUUUGUCACUUAAAGUCUUGAAUUAUGGUCUAAUAAAAUAUUUAUUCUUCCACUUA